Pelobates cultripes (western spadefoot toad) is the source of this 5278-nucleotide messenger RNA. The record is from the annotation of a GenBank genome assembly. Lineage: Eukaryota; Metazoa; Chordata; Amphibia; Anura; Pelobatidae.
AUGAAUAAAAAUUAUCUUUAUACCAACCAAGGAGAUGGUGAUCUACGAAUACUUCCAACUGGACAUGAAAAUUAUCAAGAAAAUAUGCAAGAUGUUACUGGCAUGGGCCAUCCACCUUACUCACAGAAUAAGCAAGACUAUGACUACAACGUAAUUCAACGAGAUGACGGGCAGUGUCCACCUCAGAAGAGAAACUUAAUGAACCAAUUCCCUCACUACUAUAAUGGCCCUACACAGCCUAAUGCUUACUACACAAUGAAUUCUGGACAGCCAUGGAUACCACCACUAAACCAAAAUCAAACACCUGACUACCUAAAUCAAGUAUCUCCCCAUGAAGCCGCCAGUCCUGUAAGCAUGAAUCGGCCCACUUCCCCACAGGUCAUGUCCAGUGCUGCUCAAGCGGGGCAAAUCAAGUACCCCAUGCUCCACUACCAAAAACCUUCACCAGCUAUGGAUGAAAACUGCACGCCUAUGAGUACCAUAUCCAGUGCUGGAAGCUGCACCAGUGCAAGUACUAUAUCACAGGCAUCCACUGGAAGCGAAGACUCAGAUGUUGUGGUGAGUACAUACUAAUCAAAACUCAUGUACUGUUUAUAUAUGUGGUUUCUUCAGCCAGCAACAUGUUUGUACCACUUUGAGAUUUAUUUAUUUUUGUGCUGGUAACAUUUACUUUUCAAAUUUCUUAUGUAAUAGGAAACCUAAAUGUUGGAGAUAGUUUAUGGUUUUAUUGUCAAAGUAUCAAUGGCUAUUUAGUGAAAAGUACACUUUUUUAAAGGACAUUAAAGUAGAAAGUAGUGGAUAUGCAAAAAUGUGGCAUUCUUGCUUUAAUGUCUACAUUUUAAUCUUGUUUAUAGUAAACGUAAUGUUGUGAUGGUUUGACACCUGAAAAAUGUAGGCCAACAUUUGGAAAAGGGGAAAAAAUAUUUCAGAUAUUCUUAUUUGGAGAACUUUUCAAGCUUGCCACUUUCAUCCAAUUUUUUCACUUCACUUGUCGAUUUAGUUCAACUCACUAUUUAAUGAACAAAUGUGUCUUUUCAUUCUACUUGGUAUAUAGCUGUAACAGGUGUGGAACACAUUAGAUUAUGGCUGUCCAUUAGGAUUUUAUUGUGCAGCCUGUAUAUGGAAAACAAUGGCAUAUUUCAUAUUGUCUAGUGAUACUUUAACCUAUUUUCUGCCAAUAUGAGCUCAAAUCCUAGAUGAGGUCUACUUUAUCAAUAAAUAAAUAGGGGGAAAUUGUAGUUCAAAUAAUGUUGGCUCCAAGCAGAAAACUGUGACGAUUGCAAUCUGAGUGUACAUACAUAUAUGCUUACCCCAAACUUCCAUCUUGUAAUUUGUGCUUCGGUAUAGUUGGUAUAUAAUUGCACUCAUAACAUUAGUAUAUAACAUAUUCAUAUCACAAACUAUUACUGUGGUUGAUGUUUUCCUGGAGAUCUGGACAUUUGUAGCUGUUGUGCUCUAAACACUUUCAAAAUAAUUUUGUUUUUAUUUUAAGUACUGUUUUCUUUAACCUCAAGUUUAAAACUUACUCCUUACAUUCACAGGAUAACUCGAGCAUGAGUGAGCUUGAAGAAUUUGCCCAUGAUGUUAAAAAGCAGAGAUAUGCGUUGGGUUUAACCCAAGAAAAUGUUGGGAACGGACUUGGAGUUUUAUACAGUAAGUUUAGAUUAAAAAAAAGUUACCAAGACAUUAAUUUAAAUAAAUCUAAGAAAGAUAUGAUUUAUUUUUAGCCAGUUUGUAAAAAAAAAAUCAACAAAUAAAAAUAAACUUAUAUUUUAAAGGGAAAAUCGGGUAUUUUAAUUACAGCAAGUAUAAUUAUCUAAAUAUAUAUUAUUGAUAAAUUAUUAUUUUUUUUUUAUGUAUGAAUGGAUGGAUUUCCUAUUCUAUAUAUUUUCUUUGAUAAAUACACUCUGAGCCUUUGAGAAAGCAUAUUAACUUGUUUUCACACUUUGGUACGAUGAGAUGCAAUAUGGAUGUUAUCCCUGAAUUUGAUGGCAUGUAGUAACCUUUGAUUUCAAUCAUGAGCUCAACAUUUGGAAAUAUAAGAUAAUGCAAGGUCAAAGAUAGGAAAUUCAUGGAAACAUGCACCGGGAUACAGUUUCAUUGUUCCAAAGAAUCAUGUUUGCAUAAAAUGCUCAUUGUAGGUUGCAGUUGCAAUGUCAAAGUGCUGUCAACAUAAAUUGCAAAAAGCAUAAGCCAAUAACGUAAUCAAAGAAGUUUUUCAUAUCAAUCAUAAUAUUACCAUUAUUACUAUAUUCAUUGAUUUGGUGAUAAAUAAUAAGAGAGUUUAUUUAAAGCCAGAAUACCUAGACAUCACAUAACAGACAAACCAUCUACUUUGUUACAGAUAAAUCAUUUAGCCAGACAACAAUUUCAAGGUUCGAGGCUGUCCAACUGUCCCUUACUAAUAUGCGGAAACUGAAACCAAUGUUGAAGAAGUUUUAUGAUGAAGUUAAAACAAAUCCAGCUAUCCUCCAAGUAAGUAAAACACUUUCUAAUUUUAAAAGCAUGUACUGGGACUUAUAUCCUAAAUAUUUAUUUAUAUCAAGUUUACCAUGUUGUCAAAAUUCAACUAUUAUCAGCAGUGUAAUUAAUUGUACUAAAACAACAAUAACCACGCAUCUCCCAACAUUGGGAGGUAUGGAAUUGGGAAGCAGGUAGAUUAGCCCUAUGGGCAUGGUCAGUGACGUGUGUCAGUGGUGAUGCCCACAAUGGACGAGCCUGCCUGUAAAGGGAGUGGGUUGGCCCAUUGAAGUGGUGUGUCAGCGUUGUGUCAAGCACGCCAAGCUGACUGUCAGCAUCUAUAGCCGGAAGACCAAGGUAGGCAUCCAUUGAUAAUCAAGAUGGACUGUAUCUACCAUGACGGAUUGCCAAAAUUAUGGAUGUAUGAGCAUUGUGGGCGAUGUAGUCCACAACAUCUGGAGUGCCACAGGUUGCCUUUCCUUGUAGUAGACCAUGCAGAUAGUAUUGCUAAAGCACGUCUAAUGAUGCACUCUCUCUGUGCUACACAGGGACAGUCCCUUCUUCACAACUGCACUCAAAACACUGCAGACAUCAGUGUUUAGCUUUAAGAGAGCUACUGAGUUCGGGGUUAUAGCAAUAUAACCAUGAUUUUUUACUUAUUAUUAUUAUUAUUAUUAUUAAUAGGCCAUUAUUAUCAUCACUUAGGACAUGUGUGGCAUGUCAAGUAGAAACAUAUCAUAAAGGGAUACUGUAGGCACCCAGACCACUACAGUUUAUUGAAGUGGUCUGGGUGCAAUGACCCUUAUGCAUUUGCUGCAAUGUAAAAUAGCUCUAAGUCUGCCCACAGUAACUGUCUACCAGACAGCCCCUAGAAGGCUUCUUGUAUUGAAAUGGACCUUUGGUCUGGUAUCUGACGCUGGACAUCCUCACUCUCUGCAUGAGGACCUCUAGUGUCAGAUUUUUCCUCCUAGGAAAGCACUGAUUCAAUGCUUUCCUAUGAGGGAGGUCUAAUGCAGAGGUCUAACACCUUUUGCGGGCCAUCAGAAGGGGCGAUCCAAGACCCAGCGCCGAGGGACAUCAGUGCUUGGAAAAGAUGAGUAAAUAAAGGGUUUUUAACCCUUUUAUUCACCCAUGUGGGGGUGGGGGAGGGCGCGAGGGAGGGAGGGUAGAGGCAGAGGGAGCUACAGUGCUAGGAAUGCAGCUUUGUAUCCCUUUCAUUUUAAAAAGUAGGGAAUGGGUAUAUGACUACAGAAAGUUUAAUAAAUCACUGCUGCUGUAGUAUUAUGAUAAAAGGAGGUAUAGAGCCCUUUGCAGUAUACUCAAUGCAAGGUGUACAGGUAGCUAUGGUGCUUGGGGUGCUUUUGUGUUACAAAUUGUGGAUUUUUUUCUUUUGAAAUUUGUUAAUCUACUAGAUUGGAAAGAAAUUUAAUUCUGUGAUUAACAGGUUUUUCUUUGCAUUUUUAUUUUUUUCUUGCAUCGCACAAGGUUGUUGAAAAAGGAGAAAAGCCGAACAACUCUGUAAAAAGACAAAAACGCACAUUCAUUGAUAAGGCGACAAAGCAAAAGUUAGAAGAGAGUUAUAAGCAUGUCCCUCAUCCCAGUAAAAUGGAAAUCGGAAAAAUUUCAAAAGGAAGUCAGCUAGAAAUUGAGGUAAGUACUGACGAUAAGAAGACUUAUAUCAACUACAUUGACAUGAAAAUUUACAGUUAUUUACUAAAGUGAGAAUUCAGAGUGAAUUCAAAUUGAGCUUCAGAUUUAAAGUGACACUACAGUCACCAAAACCACUACAGCUUAAAGUGGUUAUGGUGUCUAUAGCCUGUCCCUGCAGGCUUUCUAAUGUAAACACUGGCUUCACAUGCAUACCAUACACACAGACACUGCAUCUACUACACACAUUGGAUCCACUACACAAACACACAUUCUGCAUCCACUCUACAAACACAGACACUGCAUUCACAACACACACUGCAUAACAUAAUGGAUGUGGGUGUGUUUUGAUGGGUAUGGCUUGAGGGGGGGCAGCAUUUCCUCCUUGGACCAAGAGAGCACAAUGUCUUGGGCCAGCUCUCAGUUAACUGUUAUAGUAACCAUCUUGUGGCUGUCAUUUUAAAAAUGAGUUCUAGAGAUUUGACUACCAGCACGCACAAUUUGGGUAAAAGAAGACUCUAUAAUUUAAUGCCAAUUGAUCAUGUCUCCAAUGAUGCCUUCCAAACCAUAGAUUUCUAAAGAGUUUUUUUCUACUCCGCUAUUUUGGCCAAACAUUUCUCUGAAAUCCCUUUUUCAAUUUUUACAAAUUUCCAGUUUAAUAAAGAAUCCUAAAUGUUUUAGCUGGGACUAGAGACAAUCUUUCUCGCUGGUACAAAAGUGAAUCUUUUAAUGUAUGAAUUAUUUAUAUUAUGAAUUUCCCAAAUGUUUUGCUCUGCAUAAAUCAGACUUGGUACUUGUGUAUUAUGUCUGUUUAAAUGUGAAUAAUUUGUUAAUAAUUUGACCAUCCCAUAUAAGAUAAUUAGAAUCCUUCGCAUAAGAUGAAUAAUUUCUUUACUGAAAACCCAUUACUUUCAUUAUUUAUCAAUAGGUUGUUAGAACAUGGUUUUGCAACCGUCGCCAGAAGGAUAAAAAGGAACUGAACAAACUACUGAAAGAGGCCCUAGCAUCUGGUAACUUUGCUCAACCUAUUCCAGGUCCUAACACAGGAACCUGUGCCAUGCCACCAGUGGAAGUACCCCAACCAUGCCUAAUUGAUAUUACUGGAUCAAAUCGUACACCUUAUAUGGCAAUAAACGAUUACAAUAGACAAUUCAUCCAAUAUGCCCCAUAA